AAAAUCUAUUUGAUUGUCACAAUGACACUUAUUCUUAAAUACAUUCAAUGAUAUAUUUUUAUAUUUUAUUUAAAUGGAAAAAUAGCUAAAAUGGAAAGAACUAACAGCAAAACAUCACAGAAACAUGGUUCUGGGGAUGACCAAAAUAAACAAAGCGAUGAACAACCAACCACUUCCCGGGAGGAUGACUUCACUCCCGAACAAAAUUCACACAACAUGAAUGAUUUCAAUGCCUUAGAUUUCAAUUCCGCCGAUGAAAUCAGACAAACAAUGAAAGCAGUUUUAACCGGAAAAUUGCCACCGCAGUCCUUUAGCGAAGAGGCCAAUCAUUUCCAAGCAGUAAAAAGAAACCCAGAGCCAAACGUCAAAAUUAACGAAAACAAUAGUACUGCAGAUGGACACAAGACCGUUCAGCGUCAGGUACAGCAGAAUUUGUACCAAAAAAUGAAGUCUACAGCUCGGGCCUGGACGUACAAGGCACAACGCUUUGGAACGUCCCGGCUCAAGAAAACUGGGCGGCCACCGACUGCGGGUCCAUCUAAAACAAUCCGCAAGCCCAAGCUUUCGUCUAUGUAUUUAGGAAAAUUGGCUAAUGUUGUCCCCUUCACACGCCGACGGCACGGAUCCAGCGAGUCUGAUGUAGAAUCUGUAGUUAUAUUUUAUUAA
Messenger RNA from Helicoverpa zea (corn earworm), 666 nucleotides. RefSeq lists its product as uncharacterized. Lineage: Eukaryota; Metazoa; Arthropoda; Insecta; Lepidoptera; Noctuidae. The record is from RefSeq and is a predicted model, not a curated record. Bases 91 to 666 code for a protein of 191 amino acids. The transcript has 2 exons.